AUGGUGCUAAGGAAAAUGCUUGACAAGUUUAGAUCAAGAAGUGAAACGAAGAAGGUCUCUGAGGAGCCUGAAAAGAUUGAUUCGUCCAAGCAGCAGAAGCAGGAUGGAGGCCAUGGAGGUGGUGAAACAAAGAAGAAGUUGAAGAAGGUGCGAUCAAUAAGAGUGGCAGACUUUGAUGGAAUCAGGAAAGCUCCUAAGAAAACCAGUCAAAAUCCACUUAGCAAAUCUCCUCAACAAGCUACAGAUGAAGUGCCGAACUACAUGAAGUUUACAAGCAGCUACGAUGCAAGAAAGGAGAAGAGUAAGGUACCCAUCGAUUCCUCAACUCCUAUAACGGCUACGUCCAAAUCUCUCUCCUCUGCUGCUAGAGUCCUGGUAAAGAAUUCUAGUUUGAAGCUAUUGAGGUCUUCAAUGAAGAAAAAUAAAGGAAAGAAUAACCAGUCGUCGAUUUAUAAAACCAGGGCCAAUCGUUCAUCACCUAUUAAGGAUUCAGAAACUCCAGAGUCUGUGGAUCUCAAAGAACAUCAAGAUGCUUUAGCACUGAAGGUCUGUCCUUACACGUUCUGUUCUCUACAUGGCCAUAAACAUGGAGCUGUGCCUUCCCUAAAGCGAAUCUUGUCAUCAAGAAGACAGUCGCUGAAGGUUCAGAAGAGCAUGAAACUGAGAGGUUAUUCAUCAAUAAAAAAGAGCGGUGAUAAGGAGGCUGAGCUGGUCGAGAAUGUAGUUAAUGAACUCUUCAUUGAGAUCCACUCUAAGCUACAGGAAUGGGGUGAAGACAGCUUUGAUGAUGCUGAAAAAAUAUAUAUUUUCGAUAGGAUGAAUAAGAUGAAGUUGGAGGGUCCAAAUGAUGAGAGUCAGCUGCAAGAGUCAUGCUCAGUUACAAGCUUUGAAGAUUGUGGAGAAAAGAAUAGCGAGCUCUCUAUGGAAGACAUUCAGGUAAUCACUCAGUUCCUGAAAUUUAUCGAGCAAGAAUGUGAUGAAGAAGCUCAGUCAGAAACGGAAAAAAGUGAAAAAGCAGCAACCGUGGACAACUUACUAGUAGAAGAGUAUAAAUCAAUGGAAGAAGAUUGGACUAAAUUAGAAGCUGGUUGCGUUCAACGACAAAAGGACAUUAGUAAGGCCAAUUUGAAAAGUUUUGUAGUUGAAAAUAAUGUGAAAGAUUGUUCAUCACAGGGUAAUAGGUCUAAAGUAAAAUACAGCAAAUUGAGAAGACAGCCAUCGAAGUUUAGGGAGAGUGUAAAAGAGAUCAAUCGACGGCCACCACGAUUACUUGAAUUGCAAGAUGAACCAGAACAAGAGCAGGUAAAUCUCAAGCAUCAGACAGUGGAUGAAAGAAAAGCUGCUGAGGAAUGGAUGAUAGACAAUGCUCUCAGUAAGGCUCUCAGAAGAUUGGCUUCUACAAGGAAGAAGAAGGUACCACUGCUUGUUGCUGCUUUUGAGGCAGUCAUGCCACAAAUGUGUGAAACACAUAUGUGCCAUAAUGGAGCAGGCAACCUUGGUCAAAAGCAAGAUCAGUAA
Dendrobium catenatum is the source of this 1518-nucleotide messenger RNA. Its product is annotated as calmodulin binding protein PICBP-like. The record is from RefSeq and is a predicted model, not a curated record. Lineage: Eukaryota; Viridiplantae; Streptophyta; Magnoliopsida; Asparagales; Orchidaceae. The transcript has a single exon. Bases 1 to 1518 code for a protein of 505 amino acids. Gene Ontology annotation, molecular function: calmodulin binding.